CACGGAUUGCGACACUUGCGCGCCAAAUGCACCAAUUCCUCGUCCAGCGCGCUCGCCGCCACGGUUCUCAAUGCUCAUCGUCGCCGGGCUAUGCUCUCUACACUCUCCGUAGACGUCGCAUCUGCGCAGCCAGAGCUGAACCACCGGACAUAACCUUCGUAGGGCAUCAGGUCUUCUGAAGGCUUCCUGGGAUCCUGCCGCAGAGCCAAGAAUACUCACCGACGUCGGCGGUGCCCUGUAUUGGAUGAAGAUGGGUUCCGAUGCAGGCUCCAACCAUGGAACAGGCUACGGGGCGACGGAUGUCGAAGAACAGCCGAGGGAUGAUUCCCCCGCCAGUCAGCUUCCAGAACUCGCGGCGGUGCUUUGCCUGUGCCUCCAGUUGACAGACUGCACGGCGGACUGCAUCGCGGACUGUCAGCAAGACAGGUCUCCAUGAUCGCAAUUGGAGGAACCAUUGGCACUGGGUUGUUUCUUGGAACGGGGAAAUCACUAGCCGAAGGCGGUCCGGCCAGUAUGCUGCUAUGUUAUGGAAUAGUGGGCGGGAUAGUGUAUGUCACACUACUCUUGCUUGGGGAGAUGGCAACGCAGUAUCCUGUAGCUGGGUCCUUUAACGCGUACGCAACACGGUUCUUCUCGCCUGGCUAUGGCUUUGCGCUCUCCUGGAACUAUUGGUUCAACGACGCAGUAUCCGUCGCGUCAGACCUUACGGCUGCCCAGCUUGUCCUGCAAUUCUGGACGACCUGGCAUCCGUGGGUCAUCAGCCUCGUCUUCUGGGUCUUUCUCGUCUGCAUCAACGGGGCACAUGUCCGAGCGUACGGCGAGCUCGAAUACUGGCUUUCCUUCUUGAAAGUCUUCACGAUCGUCUUAUUCAUCAUCCUCGGCAUCUUGGUCAACGUCGGCGUGAAUCGAGAACAUGAGUACAUCGGCGGGCGGUAUUGGCACAUCGAAGGCGCGCCCUUCGUGGGCGGCUUUGGUGGCUUUGCCAGGGUCUUUGUAACAGCCAGCUUUGCCUUCGGUGGUACCGAAAGUCUAGGAAUCACCGCCGGUGAGACGAAGAAUCCGUCGAGAAACAUGCCUCGGGUCGUCAAAUUCGUAUUUUGGAGGAUCCUGCUCUUCUAUAUCCUGAGUAUCGCUCUGAUCGGGUUGAACAUUCCGUGGAAUUACCCGGGCUUGUCCACUAGGAGCACGACAACAUCCCCAUUCACUCUCGUCUUCAAGGAAGUGGGAUCGAAUGUGGCGGGCUCGUUUAUGAACACUGUCAUCCUCACGUCGGUGCUCUCUGCAGGUAAUCAUGCCCUGUUUGCAGGCACGCGAGUGCUAUACGGUCUGUCGACUUCGUCGCCGCGGCAAGCGCCUCACAUAUUCUCGAUGACGACUCCCGGUGGCGUCCCGCUCGCGGCGCUCAUCGCCACGAGCAGUGUCAGCGUCCUCUGCUUUGGGUCUAGCUUCAUUGGCAGCGGCGUCCUAUGGGGAUGGCUGCAGAACAUCGUCGGUGUGUCAAACCAGAUUGCUUGGCUGUCAAUUGGCCUGGCGAGCUGGCGGUUCCGGAAGGCGUGGGUACUGCAGGGACGAUCCAUCGAAGAGAUGAAAUUUCGGGCGGGGUGGACGUGGCCAUGGGGCCCGCCAUUCGUGGUAAUCUCCGUGGCGACAUUGAUACUGGUGCAAGGCUGGUCCUCCGUUAUUCCGCACUUUUCGGCGGUCGAUUUCGUCUCGUUCUACAUCGAGAUUCCGGCGAUGGUAGUCAUGUACGUUGGAUGGGUCGUCAUGCGGCGCCCGCCAAAGCCUACAGGGCAGGUAGGCGAGCAAAGGCCCCUCCUCCAUGUGGGCUGCGUUGGCACACGCAGCAGAGUCCGAUGGCACGACCUCGUAGACGUACAAAAUCUGGACUUGAAGCGGGACGAGUACGAAGAGGUGGAUGUGGACAGGAUCGAUGACGCAAAAAGACAGAAGAGGCUAGAGGGCUCUGCAGGCUGGCUGUGGCGUCUGUACUACUUGGUUGCAUGAAGUUCGCGCGAAUGAAUGGAUAGAUGAUGGAGCGCCAGAUAGUGAAGGGAGUGAACUCUACCAGAACACGGGGGGUUUGCGUUGGUAUGGCCCAUAUGUCCGUAGCGAGCUCGUAACUCGGGUUGUCAGAUCUACGGCCGCCUGUAGGUAGCCUGGCGCCCGCACCCACAGGCGCCCACACUCCUAUCGAGGUACGGCCUCGGACGCAGUGUAGAUCACUUCAAGGGCAUCGCUUCGCCCGCCUUCAAUCACUUCGCGCUCGGAGGG
Molecule: messenger RNA, 2271 nt
Organism: Fomitopsis serialis
Lineage: Eukaryota; Fungi; Basidiomycota; Agaricomycetes; Polyporales; Fomitopsidaceae
Product: amino acid permease/ SLC12A domain-containing protein
Exons: 11
Coding region: 433-2004 (523 amino acids)
Biological process (GO): amino acid transmembrane transport
Cellular component (GO): membrane
Molecular function (GO): amino acid transmembrane transporter activity
Source: RefSeq, a predicted model, not a curated record